Molecule: messenger RNA, 1966 nt
Organism: Paramormyrops kingsleyae
Lineage: Eukaryota; Metazoa; Chordata; Actinopteri; Osteoglossiformes; Mormyridae
Product: CD40 ligand-like
Biological process (GO): immune response
Cellular component (GO): membrane
Molecular function (GO): tumor necrosis factor receptor binding
Source: RefSeq, a predicted model, not a curated record
AGGCGUACGGCGCACCCAGCCUGCCACAUCUACGCUUUUCUCUACCAUCAUGAUCAACACGUACAACAACAGCCUGCCUUCGCCUCCACCUGUGCCGCCACGUGGGAACCGCCCGGAGCCCCGGCCGGGGACAGGCCACUCCAAGUGGCAAAUCAGGGGCCUCACCGCUCUCAUCUUUCUCCACUUUUUGGUGACUUUAGGAAUGUUCAUCUACUUCUGGAGCAACAACAGAGCAGGAGAUAUGCGAGAAGAGGCCGUAGCGAUGAAGAUGCUGCAGGAUUGUGGCAAAGACAGCUUGGGACAUCAGUCAGUGCUGGAUUGUCUGAAGAUUUCACAGACUGAAGGAGAAGGGGAAGUUCACUCCAGAGACGGCCAGUUUAGCGCACUGAGAGUCAUGGCCCACAUGAAGGCUGAGAAGCCCUCCCAGGAUUCCUCUCCACGAUCAGCAUUGAAGGAACUGCAAUGGGACCAGAAGGAAUCCAUUGUGAGGGAUGUGGUCCACCUGUAUGGACGUGGUAUGCUGCAGAUUGGUCUGUCAGGAUACUACUACAUCUACUCACAAGUUACUUUCUCAAAGACACACCCCAAAACUCCCUUGGUCCAGACUGUAAUGCACUGGAGUGGUACUUCUGGCAAGGAAGAAGGAAAUCUCCUGAUGAAAGCCUUCUGCUACAAGAGCAGUGUGGAACAGUGUACAUCUUUCCAAGGAGGGGUUUUCAAACUGGAGAGUGGACAGAAGGUUUCCGUCAACGUCACAGACAAGGACCUCGUUCAUUUCGAUGGGACUGCCACCACGUUCGGAUUAUUCCAGUUACUACAGAUGCCUUAACGGGUCUGAAAUCACUGAUUCUGUGCAACCACGUGGAUGAUACUAAUAUAGCAGGCGAUCUGAAGCUUUGCCCUGGAAGACGACCCAAAAAAAAAAUCCAGAGCUGUUAGACUGGACCUGUAGAACAUCAGUUACUAGGUCUAGAUGCAUUCCUUUAAAGUGGAGAUGCAGGAAGCAAAAAAUGUACUGACCCUUAGUGGAGUUUACUUUUGUAUUUAAGUCAUAGCACUACAGAUCAGAUUUUAUCUUUAAGACUUGAGCUGGUGUGUAUUGAUUCACGUUGCCUUUUGUUUCUUGUCACCACACCUUCCAGUGAAUGUACUGUACAGAAGAAGCUGGAACACCUAAGCUAGAAAUGAUAUUGUCUUUCAAAAAUUAUGACUACGUCAGAGGGGCUGUCCAUUUGCAGCGAGGAGGCUGCCCAUAGUAUUGCAUGACAUUUACAGGACAGGUUCUGUUAAGAUGGAGCAGUCGAUAAUGCCAAGGUGACUGUAGACAGAAAUAGCUUUCAGUUCUGACCAUUUGCAAUACCUUCAAACAAGGUAUGGCAGCAAAGAGGCACUCAGUGCCCUUUAGAAAUUUUGAUAGGUCCACAGGACACUUUACUCCAUCACAGUUUUGAGGAAAUACAGUACGUGGGUCUUUUUAAACUUAAUUUCAUUUACAACCUGACUAUUUUGUUGUCAGGGUAAUCAGUGAGGAGAGCGAGCAUUUCCAGCUCAUUUAAAAGCACUUUUUAAAGCUAAUUUUGAAGCUGUAUUUACUACACAUGAGUGCAGUUAGUAUCGAGGCCUUGAUAUAGUAUUGUAUGCAGAUUAACUCUGGGCUGCACAUAAAGCGGGCCCCCUCCCCCGAGAUGAGUUGUUUAGACGAAAUUCGAGUACAAACCACACGAACUCUAGCCCACUUGCCUAGGGAAAAAAAUCAUGACAAACUGUUAAAAGAUCCAUUUCAAAAGAAGCUUAUCUGUUCUCAGGUUCGGUCCUCUGUUUGUCUAUUGCUUAAUUUAUUGCUAUUUUACAUGCUUGUAUGUGUCAGUGAAUGUGGUCAAUAUUUAUAAACGAGGGAAUAAUUAAAAGAGUGUUUGCUAAAUGAAUGUAUUUAUAUUAAAGAAAUGUAAUUUUGUGUACAAUUAAA